Messenger RNA from Amoebophrya sp. A25, 2948 nucleotides. The record is from the annotation of a GenBank genome assembly. Lineage: Eukaryota; Dinophyceae; Syndiniales; Amoebophryaceae.
CAUGACAUCUGCCCAAAAAAUGAAAGAAAGGUUACUUUCUAGUGGAACUUAGUACACCGCAUAAUUCAUUGCCUUCUAGUAGCUGUCGGAUGAUUCAGCAGCAACAGCAAGUUGAAUUUGAAGCAGGGAAGAUACCCCUUUGCCAUUGGGGCAGAUUCGUGAAACUUUUUUUUGAUUUGACCAAGCGUAAGCCAGUCUAAGACAGUAUAAAAGAAUGGCCGUGUGGUUCUAAGGAAUUCAGCGUUGUGCCUUUAUCACGAAUUCCUUCAUCGAGGCAUUCGUGAAGAUGAAACGGAUUUCACAACUGGUCGCUUUCCUGACAUAUUUUGUCGGGAAUGCACGAGGGAAAGUUUGCGAGGCGAAUCCAGACGAAAUUAUGCAGCUAACGUCACACACUUGCGAUUGCUGUAUUGUUUUACAACUAACAUUUACAAUUCAUUUCUUGCAGAAGUACUGCAAGCAUGUAACGUGUGUUGUUGCCAUUUUUUGGGCUGUCUGUAGAACCUAUUGGAAGAAAGCUGCAUUCACUAGCCUUAGUCUGACUGACCUCGAAUAUAUUUUGCUUGACCUGUUAGAAAAAGUAUUAUCCGUGGCCCAAAGUAGCUAGUUUGUUUAUCGAUUGACCAUUUCCCAGGUGUUGAACCUCAGAAGUAUUUGCAGCAGCACGAGUACGUCUAUCUGCUUUUCUACACUGGGGUCCAUGCGAAUAAGAUGAAUGCCGAUAUCUUCGACAAAUAUAGUGCUUUUUAUAAGGAGUGGAAGCACACAAAUGUUGCCUUUGGACGCGUAGAUGUCAAUAUAGACCAGGAAUUCGCGAAGUCACUUCUCGAGCCAAACCAGAUUCCGACAAAUAUUCUCUUCAGAAAUGGCGAACCUGUGGUGGUACUUUUAUCUCUGCUAUCUUUGGUUUUUCUCGUAUUCAAUGCACGCAACCACGAUUGAAUAGUGAAAAACUAGUGGUAAACGGAUUACUUACAAUAUACCUACUUCUUCAUUAACCACCAGCACGACAAGUCGGUCUCAUUUUGUCUUUACCCAAAAUAUACUACACGAAGAUGCGCAUCUUUGUGUGAAUCAAAUAUGUGCAGUUUGCACUUUCUACCGCCUAUCUCCAACUCCACCAACUCAGGUAGCGACCGAGGAUUUUAAGGCCGUCGUAUCGAUGUACCAGGGAAGCCCGCCCGGCCAUCGGUUCUUGUUAAAUAAGUACCUAGGCAAGGGUGUUCACUUCGCAAAGAUGUUGGAAAGCAAAGCGGAUGUCGAGAAGACUUUCCGAAAGAAACCGAAAAAGAGCACAGCGCAAAGGAGAAUCGUAGUUAAGAAUCUUGUAGUUCUUUUUCAUUCUCUUCACCAAUCCUCCUCGUCCUGGAAUCUCAAUCUUGUGACAUAGUUGCUUGCAGCGUAGUCGCCUCGACACGAUAGAAGUACAAGGAAGUGAUGAAACCGAAAGCGUACUUGUCUUAUAGAUCAUCAACUGUCGUGAUUCAAGGCCCUUAACCAUUUCCUUGUUUCGUUUUCUAAUGUGAGUUUGUUUCCAAACUUGGACGAAAGUAAUAGCAUCGUGCGCGCCUUCCGAGAAGCGGCAUGGGAUGUACGAGACCACAAAAAGGCAGACUCCAUGUUCUGGAUCUCUAUGAGCACGGCGACGGCUCUACCGCUCAUGGAAGCGAUGGAAGUGAAGGAUUUCGAGUUCUCAGACCCGGAAAAUUAAGGCUCCUUCUAAUAUUUCUAUACUGGUGCAACAACAAACAUUAGCCUUAUCAUUUAACAUCUCUGUCGUGACUCGCGAGUGUGACUGUAAGUAUGUGAAGUUUUUUGGACAAACCCUUCUACACCUUGAACGCCUUUUGAUUAUUCCUAGACAAACCCUUCUACAAGUAGGAACACCUGGAACAACUGUGUCAAGCGAUAGGGUCCAAUAAGCAAUCGUCAGGGAAAUCUUUGGCAAGCUGCCGAAUAGAUUGAAAGUAAUUUUCGUGAUCCAAUAUAUAAGCACUAGCACAGGGACAGGGAUGAAUUGCUAUGACGGUGGCGUCCUCUCUAAAAAAAUCCGAAGACGCGGCUAGGAAAGAUUUUGGUCGUGGAGUGGGACGCAGAGAAGAAGAAAUGGAACAAGGUAUUUAGAAAAUGUGUAUUGAAAAUCUUGUCAAAGAAUUAAUAAAGACUCUCGUUCUUCAGAAACGUGUAGUUACAAGGACUCUUUCUUCAGUACCUUUUCAUCUGCAGUCAAGUAAUUCGAACUCUUGUCGUUGUCCGCGUGAUUUUCCUGCCGUAGGAGAAGCAUUUUCGUAGGUACGUCUACGUAGAAAACGUUCUUUCAUGAAAUCACGAUCAUACCAGGUGGAAGUGAAGACCUUUGACGCCCUCAAAGCGGAUGCGGACGAUGUCAUCGAGUAUGUCCAAAAAAUAGUGCCUCCGAUGGAAAAGAAGAAGGCGAAGAGAGGAAGCGACGAGCUGUGAAGGAUUUUAUUACGAACAUAAUAUAUUAUACUCGAUAUUACACGUCGGUCUGCUUCCCGUACCCGUUCCGUUCCGUCCUAUCCCCUCUCCCCAACAUGCACAUAAUCAAUGAACUAAGUACAAGACGUGACAGAACACAAUUCAAUCAUAAGUUGUAAAUAAGUACUUCGUUUUACGCCAUUGAUUCAUAGCGCAGACAAUUAUUACAAUUAUUAAAUUGAAUACUCCUUGCAUGACUUCAAAAUAUCAUGAUAGGAAAUUAGUUCUUGCUCAGCAUGAUGCUCAACUUGUUCCAAUUCGUAAUUCACUAUUGAUGUUCAUGCGAUGUAUGCUACCUUGAUGAAAUAUGCCAGUAGUAUCGAUGUAAACUUUCCAUGAUGCCAUCAUGGAUCGAUUUUUUGAUCGAAUGCCGAAAAAACCUUCUCUCCUUGCAUGCUCCCCAUCAUUGUGCAGGACCACUGUCCCAAAAGUAUUAAACUAAAAAGCUG